AUGUCCGUUACAACCGCGUUGCGUAGUGCCCUUCACUUCCUCCGGGCCAAUCAGCUGCUCGGACCAGUCUACGACUGGCUAUGGCGCGAGGUGUUCGCUAACGCGUCUGGCGCGUAUCCCUGCGCGCACCCCCUAAGGGAGGGGGUGAGCCGCACCGGUGCGCCAAAGGGAGGCGCGGGGCGCAUUGGCGCGCAGCUGGCGGGGCUGCAGUCGCGUGCUGCGCUCCCCCUGGUUGCGCGGGCGGAAGGCGGGGAAGAGGCCGGGGUUAUCGUUGCGCGCGGCAGGAGAUACAGCGGGACGGGGAAGGGGGGGGAGGAAGAGGGGGAAGAAGAGGAGGACGGGGAAGAGGGGGAUGAAGGAGGGGAAAGGGCCGUUAUGAACGCAGGGGGGGAGUGGCCGCAUGUGCCGGUGCUGGUGAGGGAGGUGGUGGGGGCGUUUGAGGGCGUGCGGUUGACAACACUGGUGGAUGGCACACUGGGGGCGGGCGGUCACACGCUCGCUGUGAGUGCUGAUUCUGGCUUUAUGCCACCACCAUCCAGUGCUGCAGGCAGUGGCGGGCAUGGUCGUGGACCCCUCAGCACACGCCAUCACAUGCCAUUGCUCUUGCCUCCUCCAAUCCACUCUCUUUCCUCUGCUUUCCCUCGUUUUUCCCUUCCGUAUGAUGAACAGCUAGCCCGCCACCACCCAGAGCUGCAAGCGGUGGUGGGCGUGGACGUGGACCCCUCAGCACACGCCAUCGCUGCUGCCCGCCUGCACCCCGUCAUGCGCAUCGCCACCCCUCCAGGCGCACGGGCAGGCAGUCCGCACGACGCCCAUGCCCAUACCCAAGCAGCGGCGCCAGUUGAGGAGUGGGGCGAGGCAAAGGAGCGGGGCCAGUCUGAGGAGCAGGCCCAAGCAACAGUGCGAGUGGCAGAGGGGCCGGAAGCGACAUUGCGAGUGGCGGAGGAGAGGGGGGCCACAGCGACACUGCACGUGGUGGAGGGGAAUUUCCGGCGCAUGGUGGAGGCAUGUGCGGGUGUGGGAGUGGCGCGUGGCAGUGUGGAUGGAAUUCUGCUGGACGUGGGGGUCUCGUCCAUGCAGAUCGACAGGGCAGAGAGGGGAUUCAGUUUCAUGAGGGAGGGGCCUCUGGACAUGCGCAUGGAUCCUAAGAGCCCCAUCACCGCUGAGUUGGCGGUCAACGAUUGGCCGGAGGAGGUGCUAGGGCAGAUCUUGAGAGACCUGGGGGAGGAGCGGCGGUGGCGGCAGCUUGCCCGGCGGAUUGUGGAGGCGCGGGGGCGAGGGCGCAUCAGCAGCACCACACAACUGGCUGCCAUCGUGGCUGGAGGGGCGUUUGGGCCCAAGAAGGGCGCAGGUACGCUGGGUUGGUGGCAGGGUGGUUUGUUUGUGGAGGCGCGGGGGAGAGGGCGCAUCAGCAGCGCGGCCCAGCUCGCUUUAUCUGUUGCUGGAGGGUCGCUUGGGCUUGGGCCUAAGAACAGGACAGGUCUGCUUGGUGGUGCUAGCGCAGUGGCGCUAGCACCCUCAGCCACCCAGCCACCCACACCUUACAAGAACUGCAUGUCAUCUCAUCCACCCUCUCACUGCCCCAUCUCCCUCUCCCCUGCACAGCCACCCCUGCCUGCCCUUGCACAUCCCCUCCUGCCCUCCCAGCCUCCGCCCAUCUCCCUCUUGCACAUCCCCUCCCGCACCUCCUUCCCAGGCACGCGCAUCCACCCGCCCACCUGCACCUUACAGGUGCUCUCCAUUGUCUCAUCUCACUUCCUAUUGCACCCAUUUCCCCCUCUGCACAUCCCCUGCCCUGUACGUCCCCUCUCAGCCUCGUCCUCUCACCGUGGUGGUCUCAGCACGCGACUCCACCCGGCCACCCACAACUUGCACGCAAUCCACAUCAUCAAAUCUGACCUACCCUUGCCCCCAUUUCCCCCCCUGUACGUCCCCUCUCAGCCUCUUCAUCCCGCCGCGGUGGCCCCGGCAUGCGAAUCCACCCGGCCACCCGCACCUUCCAAGCUCUCAGCAUCAUGUCAUCUGACCUACUCUUGCCCCCAUUUCCCCCCUGUGCGUUCCCCCCUGCGCUGUCCCCUCUCAGCCUCGUCCUCCCGCCGAGCUGGUCCAGGCAUGCGCAUCCACCCGGCCACCCGCACAUUCCAGGCUCUCCGCAUCGCAGUAAAUGACGAGCUUGCCGCCCUGGCGCUCGCCAUCCCCGCCGCCCUCUCCCUGCUGGCGCCGGGCGGCCGGCUGGCCGUCAUCUCCUUCCACUCGCUCGAGGACCGCAUCGUGAAGCGAAGCUUCCUGGAAGCUGCCGCUGGCAUGCCUGUGCCCAUGCCAGUGCCAGUGCCCCUGCCAGUGGCCGUGCCUGUGCCUGGGUCUGCACCAGGAGCAGUGAGCAGCAGUGGCUGGGAGGGGCACGGGCAGGCAAGAUACCGGGUGGUGACGAAGCGGUCGGUGGUUGCAGGGGAGGAUGAGUGGAGGGUGAAUGCACGCAGCAGGAGCGCCAAGCUGAGGGUCAUUGAGCGAGUAGUUUGA
Messenger RNA from Closterium sp. Naga37s-1, 2520 nucleotides. NCBI's taxonomy places the organism in Eukaryota, Viridiplantae, Streptophyta, Zygnematophyceae, Desmidiales, Closteriaceae. The record is from the annotation of a GenBank genome assembly.